Mercurialis annua (annual mercury) is the source of this 6319-nucleotide messenger RNA. RefSeq names its product 1-phosphatidylinositol-3-phosphate 5-kinase FAB1B. The coding region runs from base 529 to 6018 and encodes 1829 amino acids. The record is from RefSeq and is a predicted model, not a curated record. Gene Ontology annotation, biological process: phosphatidylinositol phosphate biosynthetic process. NCBI's taxonomy places the organism in Eukaryota, Viridiplantae, Streptophyta, Magnoliopsida, Malpighiales, Euphorbiaceae. Gene Ontology annotation, cellular component: endosome membrane. The transcript is spliced from 12 exons. Gene Ontology annotation, molecular function: ATP binding; 1-phosphatidylinositol-3-phosphate 5-kinase activity; metal ion binding.
UUAUCAGGCAUCAUUUGUAUGAUGGAUUCUAAUUCAUUUUUUUAUAUAUAAACAUUAUCUUCUCCAUUUCUUGAAAAAAUUGGGCUUAUUUUUCUAUUUUCAUAGAUUAUGAAAUUGCUGCUAUAAACUGUGAUCAAGAAUUCAAUUCGAUCUUCAAAUUUCGAUUUUAAAAAGAAUCUGUAUCUGGGUAACCGCGAUUUUUUAAUAGCAAAAUCUCUCCCACACACCACCUACCUUUUUGUCACGGAUUCAUUGACCACGUGGCGCCAGUCUUUUUGGACAAGAACAAGAUCUUGGAUUGUGAUUUUUAAUUGUUAUUGUGGUUCUUGAUUUUCUUUAUAAGGGAUUUGAUAAGGUUUUAUACAGUCAAGUGUUUACAAUCUGAAGUUGAAACUGUAGAAUAAGGAUUGGAAUUUAGAUUGAGAUUGGAAAUUUUAGGAGCUGUGUAUAGACUUUUCGGAUAAGAUUGUUAUUGAGAGGUAUAAAUGAACUUAGUAUGAUGAAGGGAUCUGUGAGGAUUGCUUGUAGAUGGAUUCACCUGACAAGACGUUCUCCGAGCUAGCGGGCUUAUUCAAAUCGUGGAUCCCUUGGCGGUCUGAGCCACCUAGUGUGUCGAGGGAUUUUUGGAUGCCCGAUCAGAGUUGUAGGGUAUGCUAUGAAUGUGAUUCUCAGUUCACUUUGAUUAAUCGUAGGCAUCAUUGUCGACUUUGUGGCCGUGUUUUCUGUGCCAAGUGUACAGCCAACUCAGUUCCUGCCGCGUCUACUGAUCCGAGUACUUCACAGGAAGAAUGGGAGAAGAUUCGUGUAUGCAAUUUUUGUUUCAAACAAUGGCAGUUGGGGAUUACUAAUUUUGAUAAUGGAAAUCCGAUUCCUAGUCUGGAUCUUAGUACUUCACCGUCAGCUGCUAGUUUGGCCAGCUCUAAGUCCACUUGCACUGCCAACAGUAGUAGCUGCACUCUUGGCUCGAUGCCUUACACAGCUGGGCCCUAUCAACGAGGUCAACAAAGUGAGGGUCCCUUUCCACAUCAAACAUCUGAAAUGGAUACGAAUUUAGAAAAACAGAGAGAUGUCACAUUGGAUAGGAACAAUGGCCAUGUUGCAGAAAUGAGUGAUCAAUAUCCGAACCAGUAUGCAUUUUCUAUGAACAGGAGUGAUGAUGAUGAUGAUGAGUAUGGGGGUUUUCAGUCUGAUUCUGAAGCAAGGCAUUUUCCUCAAGUUAAUGAGUACUUCCAUCAUCAUCAAGCUGAGUUUGAUGACAUGAGCAAUGACGAAGGAUCGCAUAAAGCUCAUAUUGAUGGAGAAAAUACUGAUUCAAAAAGUUUAAGCAGCUCUCCAUUAAACCAUAGUUUUAAUUCACAUGGUUUGGAAGGAAUGCAGCAUCUUGGGAAAAAAAUAGAGCAUGAAAUGUAUGAUGAAUCCGAGGCAACUUCCUCUAUGUAUCCUGAGGAAAAUAGGGAUUCAGAACCUGUAGAUUUUGAGAAUAAUGGAGUGCUCUGGCUCCCCCCAGAGCCAGAAGAUGAAGAAGAUGAGAGGGAAGCUGGUUUGUUUGAUGAUGACGACGACGAUGAAGGGCAUGCAGCUGGAGAAUGGGGGCGUUUACGUUCCUCAAGCAGUUUUGGAAGUGGGGAAUUUCGUAAUAGAGAUAGAUCAACUGAGGAGCACAAAAAAGUCAUAAAGAAUGUUGUCGAUGGGCAUUUCAGGGCUUUAGUAUCUCAGCUAUUACAGGUUGAGAAUAUUCCUGUUGGUGACGAAGAUGAUAAAGAGAGCUGGUUGGAAAUCAUCACAUCUCUAUCAUGGGAGGCUGCAACAUUACUAAAGCCAGAUAUGAGCAAGGGUGGAGGAAUGGACCCAGGUGGAUAUGUGAAAGUAAAAUGCAUUGCUUCUGGACGACGUUAUGAGAGCAUGGUUGUUAAAGGAGUUGUUUGUAAGAAAAAUGUGGCUCAUCGUCGAAUGACAUCCAAAAUAGAGAAACCUCGACUGCUGAUCCUUGGAGGGGCUCUCGAGUACCAACGAGUUUCUAACCACCUGUCAAGUUUUGAUACUUUAUUGCAGCAGGAAAUGGAUCACCUAAAGAUGGCAGUAGCAAAGAUAGAUGCCCACCAACCUGAUGUUCUUUUAGUAGAGAAAUCGGUUUCUCGAUUUGCCCAGGAGUACCUUCUUGCUAAAGAUAUAUCACUGGUUCUAAAUGUCAAGAGGCCACUUUUAGAGCGCAUAGCACGUUGCACAGGUGCUCCGAUAGUUUCUUCCAUCGAUCAUCUUUCUUCUCCCCAGUUGGGGUACUGUGAUAUGUUUCAUGUGGAAAGGUGUUUAGAAGAUCUCGGUACUGCUGGGCAGGAUGGAAAAAAACUGGUGAAGACAUUGAUGUAUUUUGAAGGCUGUCCAAAGCCAUUGGGUUUUACUAUUUUACUUAGAGGUGCUAAUGGGGAUGAGUUGAAAAAAGUGAAACAUGUGGUCCAGUAUGGAAUAUUUGCAGCAUAUCACUUGGCUCUAGAGACUUCUUUUCUUGCUGACGAAGGAGCUUCUCUACCAGAACUCCCACUUAAAUCUCCAAUAACGGUGGCAUUCCCAGAUAAACACUCAAGCAUUGGGAGAUCUAUAUCAACUGUACCUGGUUUCACCGUCCCUGCUCAGGGAUCGCAAACUAACAGUGAACCACAAAGAUCUAACAGUGUCCCUGUUACAUAUCUUGACUCAACAAUUAGUUCUGCUAUUGGUCAUGUUGAAAGGCAACGACUGACUGAUGGUUCCAUCUCUGAUUCUAGUGUACCUAUAUCAUCUCGCAUCAGUUCAACUGCAAUUCUUUCUACUGUUCCUUCCACUGUAAAAGCUGUUUCAGAUUCUUACCGUACUUUUGAGCAGAAAACUAAAAUGGAAUCUGGACUGAUACCAGAAAGAACUGUGGUUAACAACGAUAUCGCUAGCAUGAAUGAUCAUUUUAAAGCUAAUGGCUUUGGGUGUCAAGAAAGUGUUAUGGAACACCAUUCUCAAAAUAAAAUUAGUGAAAUGGUACCUAAUCAGUCGCAACUUCCAGAGUUACCAUCUGCAAAGGAAGAUCGUAAAAAUAAUUUGGAGGAGCCAGGACCAUUAAAAGAAGAAUUUCCCCCAUCACCUUCAGAUCAUCAGAGUAUUUUGGUUUCCUUAUCUUCCCGAUGCGUGUGGAAAGGGACAGUUUGUGAAAGAUCUCAUCUUUUCCGAAUCAAAUACUAUGGUAGUUUUGAUAAACCUCUGGGUCGAUUUUUGAGAGACCAUUUAUUCGAUCAAAGUUACUCGUGUCGAUCCUGUGAGAUGCCGUCAGAAGCGCAUGUUCAUUGUUAUACUCAUCGACAAGGCACCCUCACUAUAUCUGUUAAGAAGCUGUCAGAAAUACUCCUACCAGGUGAAAAGGAUGGGAAGAUCUGGAUGUGGCACAGAUGUUUAAGGUGUCCCCGGACUAACGGUUUUCCUCCAGCUACUCGAAGAGUAGUGAUGUCUGAUGCUGCUUGGGGAUUGUCUUUUGGGAAAUUUUUGGAGCUCAGUUUUUCAAAUCAUGCAGCAGCAAGCAGAGUGGCUAGCUGCGGUCAUUCUCUGCACAGGGAUUGUCUUCGUUUUUAUGGAUUUGGGAAUAUGGUUGCUUGCUUUCGGUAUGCAUCAAUUGCUGUUCUCUCCGUGUACCUUCCACCUCUAAAACUUGAUUUCAAUUGUGAGAACCAGGAAUGGUUACAGAAAGAAACAAAUGAGGUUGUUAACCGGGCAGAGCUUCUAUUUUCUGAUGUGCUCAAUGCUCUGAGUCAAAUUGCAGAGAAAAAAUGUAGUUCAGGACCACCGAAGAGUGGCACGAAACUACCUGAAGCCAGACGUCUGAUUGGAGAACUUGAAUCAAUGUUACAAAUUGAGAAGGCAGAAUUUGAGGUAUCACUCCAAAGAGCUUUGAACAAGGAAGUGAAGAAGGGUCAGCCUGUUAUUGACAUCCUUGAGAUAAAUAGACUGCGAAGGCAGUUACUUUUCCAAUCUUACAUGUGGGACCACUGCCUAAUUUAUGCAGCCAGUGUAAACAAUAAUAGUUCUCAGGAUGGUUUGAAUUGCUCAAAUACAGGAAAUGAGGAAAAGCGUCUAGCCAAUACUGAACAGCUUGCUGAUAUGAAUUUAAAUGAGAAGCCAGGAAAAGGUUUUACUAGUUCUGAUUCUUUUCUUACCGAGGAAAAACUGCUUAAAAUCAUUGACCAGCAUGGAGGAUUAGGCAGCAGUCCUGACCAGUUAGACAUGGGUCAGGAGCCUACUCAUGGAAAAAAUGCUGACCUUUCUAAUACCUUUCCCAUCAGUGAUCAACCGCGAAGUCUGAAAUUCAGUGGAACGGUUCGUAGGACACAAUCUGAUGGACAGGUUCCUGUUAUGUCAAACUUGACCGAUACCCUUGAUGCUGCAUGGACCGGUGAGAGUCAGUCGGGAGUUGGACCGUUUAAGGAUGACUCCAGCGUACUUUCUGAUUCAGCUGUGGCAGAUUUGUCGACCAUGUCUGCAGAAAUGGAGAGAUUAGUUUCAAACAGUGGAGCACAAGACUUCAAUGGGUCCAAGGUCAGCAGUGGACUUUCACCCGCAAUGUCCACUAAGGGUUCAGAUAAUAUGGAAGAUUCUGGGGGCCACUUAAAAAUGCCUCUCUUAAGCUUUUAUCGGUCUUUGAACAGGACUUCUUCUGCAAGCCCCGACAAGCUUGAGACAAUGGGUGAGUACAGUCCGGUCUAUGUUUCAUCCUUCAGGGAGUUGGAGCUCCAGAGCGGAGCUAGGCUUCUCCUGCCUGUGGGAUCUCGUGAUGUUGUCAUUCCUGUAUAUGACGAUGAACCUACAAGCAUUAUAGCUUAUGCACUCCAAUCUCCAGAAUAUGAAGACCAACUGAUUAAUGAUGGGGAAAGAAUGAAAGAAGGCGGGGAUUUUAAUUAUUCCUCGAGUUUUUCUGAUGCUCUGACCUCUCAGUCGUUCCACUCAGCUGAUGAAGUUAUCAGUGAUUCUCAUAGAAGCUUUGGAUACACAGAUGAGAGUAUCUUACCUAUGUCGGGAUCUUUUAGCUCUCUAAGUCUGGAUCCACUCUCUUACACAAAAACUAUGCAUGCCAGAGUUUCUUUUGGAGAUGAAAGUCCACUUGGUAAGGUAAAAUAUUCUGUGACUUGUUACUAUUCGAAGAGGUUUGAAGCAUUGAGGAGUAGAUGUUGCCCAUCUGAGCUUGAUUUCAUAAGGUCCCUCAGCCGUUGUAAGAAGUGGGGAGCUCAAGGUGGCAAGAGCAACGUCUUCUUUGCAAAAACCUUAGAUGAUCGAUUUAUUAUCAAACAAGUCACGAAAACAGAGUUGGAGUCAUUUAUAAAAUUUGCUCCUGAAUAUUUCAAGUACCUUAGUGAAUCAAUUAACUCGAGAAGUCCAACAUGCUUGGCCAAGAUUUUGGGGAUCUAUCAGGUUACUGCAAAGCAUCUGAAAGGUGGGAAAGAAUCAAAAAUGGAUGUUCUGGUCAUGGAGAACCUUCUUUAUGGACGGAAUGUGACCCGCCUCUAUGAUCUUAAAGGAUCGUCCCGUUCACGAUAUAACCCUGAUUCUAGCGGGAGCAAUAAAGUUCUGUUGGAUCAGAAUUUGAUUGAAGCGAUGCCAACUUCUCCCAUUUUCGUUGGAAAUAAAGCAAAGCGAUUGCUGGAGAGAGCCGUCUGGAAUGACACUUCGUUUCUUGCAUCUAUUGAUGUAAUGGAUUACUCGUUAUUGGUCGGGGUGGAUGAAGAAAAACACGAAUUAGUUCUCGGAAUUAUUGAUUUCAUGAGGCAAUACACUUGGGAUAAGCACUUGGAAACAUGGGUAAAGGCUUCAGGUAUACUCGGCGGGCCGAAAAACGCGUCCCCGACCGUUAUUUCUCCAAAGCAAUACAAGAAAAGGUUUCGGAAAGCAAUGACAACCUAUUUCCUGAUGGUUCCCGAUCAAUGGUCUCCGCCUCUUAUGAUUCAAAGUAAAUCGCAGUCCGAUUUGUGCGAAGAGAACACACAAGGUGGUGGUGCUUCAGUUGAAUGAUAAUAUGUGUGCUUGUACAUUUAAAUGGUGCACUUUGGGACAAUUGCCCCACAUGAUUUUUUCCCAUGUUCAUAUUUUUGUAAGUCCUUGCAUUUUUCAUUCUUUUUGAUAGGAAUAAUUAUUAAAUUUGUAUGUUUAGUUAAAGAAAGAAGUUGAUAAGUAUUUGUUAGGAGAAGGCUGUUAAUUAAAGCCACAGGAAUUUCAGGUAGAGGCAUAAUAUUGAAUAGCCUCUCCAUGAAAUCUCUGCAUAUUGUAUUUAUUCUUAUUUUUAUAAUGCCAAGGGAAUAUGAUGUUUUUAGCA